UGAAUGGGUACAGAAAGGGGGAAAGAGAAGUAAAGAAGAGAGGGGAAGAUGAUGGUGAGAUGGAGGCUGGUAUGGUUAAUGAGCAGAAAAGGUACUGGAAGAUCAGUCUGCAGUGGGAGCAAUGUCCCAGUUGGAUUCGAUAUCUGGCUCCAGCAGCAGCAUUGUGGCUUGUGAUUCAGGAAAAGAUGCACCUUGUUGAGGUUGGAGGCUGGCUGCUGCUGGCUGGGAUGCUGUGGACAGGCAUUAUCUUCUGUGUUUCUUUAGUGAAGUUCCUUUACCAAUACAGAAAGCAAUAUAAGCAGAAGAAGGUCUCAGAGACAAGUGAGAUUGUUGAGAAAAGGACUGGCCAACCUCAUCAGGUGUGUCUCAUCAGUAAGCAAGAUGCAGUUCAUCUGCUAUCUAUGGUGAGGGUUCUACUGGAUGGCUUGGUAGUCUCUCUUCUCCAGGAACCACUGUCAGAUCCAAGGGUUUCCCAGAUACAAGGCCUCCUCAACAAGCUGGAGGCAGUGUAUCAAUUAAUAAUAGUAGCAGUAAACAAUAGUUUCCUUAUCGAGGACCGACUGCUGCCGGCCAACAAUAAGGAGGACAAAGUGAUCAAGACUAGAGUAGAAGACAGGGUGAAACAUAUUUGCACUUACCUGCAAGAGAGGGUGAGUGCCCUGCACUUUCUCCUUCAGACCCAGGAUCAGUAUGGGGUAUGCAUAGCUAAUGUUCAGCAGGAGUUGCAGGGGUACUGGGAGCUGCUAGAGGAUCUGCACAACAAAGUGACCCUGCAGCCAGAAAAGUGUCAGGGCUAUGAGGAUCCUCACACUGUCCUCACUGAAACUGAGGGCUUGUACACAAAACUGGGUCUGUUUCAGUGUAGGAUUCAUGAGUGUCAGGUGCACCUGAGCACAAGUACACAUCUUCUUGAGGAACUGGAAAAUAGGCAGCAGGAUCUGGCUCAGACUAUUGGCCUAACGCUGGAGUCUACUUGGACCAAAGACCUUCUGCAGUGUAACACCCACCAGUUUAAAAAAGUCUUCAAGGAUUUCACAUGCCUGGAGCAACAGACUCUGACCUUUGUGAUGCAUCUGCAAGACCUAAGUGUGACACACGAAAAGAAUAGCAUUAAAAUUUCUGAUGUUGAACACGUGCAGCGCUCUUUAUCGUCUCCCUCAUCACUUCCUGUGUACAGAACUUCUCUGGCCACAGGAAAUACCCCCUUGGACCCUGACCCAAGACCCACACUUACACCCAGCUCCAAAUUCUCAGUGAUAAACUUGCUUUGUGGGCUGAGACAACGGAGGUGAAUUGUUUAACACUUUAUAAAUUAAUGAAAGACAUGAUUGUAAAAUGACUAUGAAAAUGUUCUAAAUGGCUGUAAAUCAAUGCUUCAUUUAUGAGUUAUGUGAGGCCCAGUUCAUAUAUGUGCUGCCCAUGCUUGCUGGUCACUAACGAUGAAACUGACCCUAAUUAAAGGACAAACGGUCCAGUUCUCCUCUAUCAUUCAUUCACUAUGAUAACGACUCAUCAGUUUGAAUUGAUGCAGCCACUAGAUUUGCAUGUUUGUAAUGUAACUUUUGCUGUACCAGUUUCAAAUAAGAAAAUGCAUAAAUAUUUAACACCAGAUAAAGUAAACUACUUGUCAACUUAUUGAUUCACAGUAAACAUUAUUUUUCUCCUUAGUCUUUCUAGGAAUUUCCAAAAAAGUACAUUAUAUGGCCAAAAGUUUGUGGACACAUGACCAUCACACCCAUAUGUCUUUCUUCCUCAAAAUUUUAUGGCAAAAUUGGAAGCACAGAAUUAUGUACAAUGUCUUUUCCCACCACUCAAACUAAGGGGCCUAGCCCAAACAUAUUCCAGCAUGACAAUGUCCCUGUGCACAAAGCAAGGCCCAUGAUGGCAUUGUUUGAAAAGGUUAGUGUGGAAGAAAUCUAGCUGCUUGCACAAAGCCCUGACCUCAACCCACUGAAGAAUUUUGUGAUAAUCUGGAAUGCUGACUGUACCUCAGGCCUCCUCAGCCAACAGCAGUGCCUGGCCUCACUGAUACUCUUCUGGCUGAAUGAGCACAAAUUCCCACAACCAUGCUCUAAAACUUAGUGGAAGCUGCUUAAACUACAUAUCAAGCAUUUAUGUAACACAAGUGCUUUGUGCAUUAAUGGCUGUUAUAUUAAAUAAAGUUAAUUAAUUAAAGCAAAGCAAGUAUACUUUACCUGUGCACACCAUUGUUGACUCAUCUCUCCUCAGAUAUAAUGCUGCUAUGGCGGUCCUGCGUGCAAUUCUCCGAUAUUGGAUCCGAUAUUACAAGACCCAUAUCCGAUUAUGGAAAAAUACUUAAAUAUUGGGAAAAAUAUUGGUAAAACUAUUUAUGUCAAUCUCUAGUACUUUUCCAUAUGGCUAUACACACACACACACACACACACACACACACACACACACACACACAAAAAUGGGUUUCCAUGUUUUAUGGGGAAUUUCCAUAAUUAUUUGUAUACUGUACAAACUGUAUUUUCCAUCCCCUAAACCUAUCCAUCACCUAAACAUCACAAAAAUGCAUUUUUACAUUUCAAAAAUGUAGAAUGUAGGUUUAGUAAGAUUUAUAAGCUGGUUUCCUCAUGGGGACCAAAAAUUUCUGGUAUUGAUAGUAAUAACACACACAUUCACACACAGAGUACUCACAUAGUAGAAAGAAUUGGGUCACUCUGUUUGUGUCUAUAAGUGUUGAACAUCCAAAAUAUUUUCAGAAAAUAAUGCUUAAGCACCAAGGAGAUAAGAUAUACAGUAGUAGCAUCUGUCUGUUACAUGAACUGCUGAAUUUAUGUACAAAAAAGCUCACAAUUACCCCCAAAAUACACACUGCAAUUAGAUAUAGCAAGCAUCAGGCAGACAAGGAAUGUUGACAGUCUAUGGUUACAUCUAAUCAUCCAAUUACCAACAUUAUCUUAAUUACAAAUCCUCAUUUUCAUAACUGUACGUUAAAAUCAACUAACAGUUUAAGUUACCAGUUUGAUCAUUGCUAGCCCUACUCUGAACUGAAGUAACUGAGCUAGCUAAUUGAUUUCAAGUUGCUUAAUGUUAACUUGCUGAACACUGACAGCUGUAGCCUACUUAAAUACAUGAGCUAAAAAUUUGUAUAUUGUAACAUACACAGUGCACGGUAUAUGCGUGUAUUACUAGCACAGAUGUAAGUGUAAAAAUUGUUAUGCUAAAUUGCAAACCGAUCUCUCUAAUCUGAUUCACUGGUAGUGUAAUGAUAGCACAGGGAUAUGUAUGGUUAUAUUUGGUAAUACAGAGAGUACUGUAUAUACUGUUAGUUAUAUGCGUAGCUAAUAGGGACAGUGCGGUGGUAAAUCAGCAGAGAUACAGAGAUGAAGUUGUGGGAGCACUGAUGGUGUUAAUAAAAGGAACUAAACGGAGCCACACGUGUAUCGCCUUUAUUUAUUGUGACCAUCCUAACGUUAUAGGUAGUCCAUUGAAGCCUUAUUAACUCACACAGUGCCUCAUAAAAGUUAUUCAGCAAACAAACCUGAUGCUAAACCUUAAAAACUUAGUUAAAAUAUGAUU
This is a messenger RNA of Ictalurus furcatus (blue catfish), 3546 nucleotides long. RefSeq lists its product as uncharacterized. Lineage: Eukaryota; Metazoa; Chordata; Actinopteri; Siluriformes; Ictaluridae. The record is from RefSeq and is a predicted model, not a curated record. The coding region runs from base 60 to 1292 and encodes 410 amino acids. The transcript is spliced from 9 exons.